Messenger RNA from Emiliania huxleyi CCMP1516, 999 nucleotides. RefSeq lists its product as hypothetical. Lineage: Eukaryota; Haptophyta; Isochrysidales; Noelaerhabdaceae. The transcript is spliced from 5 exons. Gene Ontology annotation, molecular function: hydrolase activity. The record is from RefSeq and is a predicted model, not a curated record. The coding region runs from base 1 to 921 and encodes 306 amino acids.
AUGACGCUUGAGAUCUCACCGCCGGACGGCUUCGUGUGGGGAGUGAACCUCGACGAGGGCUCACCACCGCCGCCGUCGCCGCCACCGUCCGCGGCGCUGCUGUUCGACUGCGACGGCGUCCUCGUCGAGACCGAGGAGCUGCACCGCGUCGCAUACAACAUGGCCUUUGAGGAGUUUGGCCUGCAGAUCGCCGGCGCGCCUGUGGUCUGGUCCAAAGAGUACUACAGCUUCCUCGCCAACACGGUGGGCGGCGGCAAGCCCAAGAUGCGAUACCACUUCACCGGCCUCGGUGCGCCGGAGGGCGCGAGGACGCACCAGGACACGGCCAAGGUGUGGCCGGCUCCGACGGCGCGAGGCGGCGCCGUGCCUGCGGACGAGGCCGCCGGAAUGGCGCUCGUCGAUGAGCUGCAAGACUUCAAGACGGAGUGCUACAAGCAGCUGGUGACAAAGGCCGGCCCGCGGCCCGGCGUGCUCGCGCUGAUGGACAGCGCGAUCGCCGCGCCAGGCAUUGCCGUCGGCAUCUGCUCUGCCUCCACUCGCGGCGGCUUCGAGAAGGUUGUGGAUGCGGUGGUCGGCCAGGAGCGGCUCGCCAGGCUGGACGUGGUCAUCGCCGGCGACGACGUCAGCCGCAAGAAGCCGCACCCGGAGAUCUACAACGUGGCCGCCCAACGGCUCGGCCUCUCCAGCGCCGAUUGCGUCGUUGUUGAGGACUCGAUCGUUGGCCUCCGCGCCGCCAAGGCCGCCAACAUGCGUUGCGUCAUCACCUACACGCCGGAGACGCAGGCCGAGGACUUUUACGCUGAGGGCGCCGACGCGAAGCUACUCGACUUUAGCAGCGGCGUCGAGGUGGGCGCGCUCUUCUCACCGGAGGGCGCAGUGCUCCCCGAGCUGCUCCCUGGCGUGCGCGACCCGAGGCCAUAAUGUGUAGCCAUCUGCGACUCCCCUUUCUCUUAUCUCUAUUUCAAUACACGUCGAACACGUACUGUGACGACGGAGUCA